AAGUCGCGACUCCAAGUCGAGCGCUUCGCAAUUCGCUUAAUAUUUUUUUGCUUUCUGUUUUUCGCUUAUAUUUCGUUAUUGUUAUUGUUAUGCAUCAGUUUUUGCUGCCAAUUCAAUUUGAUAAGCGGCAAAUAGCAAUUGACGUGCGUGUCUGUGUGUGUGCCUGAGUAUAUAUAUGCUUCCACCUCUAGUCUGCCGCUCUCUCCUUCGAUCACUCAAUUCGCUCCGAUUGCAUAAAAAAAGUAAAGCGAAUUAAUUUCCUGAUUGCAGAAGUCAAGUUGCAUAAAUUGUCAAAUGCGGCGCAGCAGGAAACGAAUUACAAAAAUAAACUAUAAAAUAAGAUUAAUCAUUUGCACAUAUUUUCUGGCGUUUCUAUUUGCAUUUGCAUUUGCGACAAUUUUUUGAACAUUUUUAAGAUACAAAAAUGUAUUUCAAGGCUGGCUGUUACACUCACACACACACACAGUCACCUUUUCAGAGAACUUUCUCGUGUGGCGAAUUCAAAUUCAAAUGACUGCAAUCUGUUUGCGACUAAUGCAAAUCCAAAACCCACUUAUGAUACAUUUUAAAAAUAAAUACAAAAAUUCGUAUAUGCAAAAUGUUCUCUAUUCAACGGAAAAAGUAUACAAAAAGAUAAUGCAAAUUAUGGAGAGAUUUACAAUAUCUGCAUUGUUGUUUUUGUUGUGCGUGCAAUAAAUGCAAUCUUAUUGGCAUUCUAAUUGGACAUACCCAGUGUACACCCAGCUUAAUCUGUCUCAACUGCAUUGGCGGCUUAUCCAGCGCACAAGCGAAUUGGACUUUAACGAAGACUACAACAACUACAAAGGGCGAUAAGUGCGCAAGUGUAGCCGACUGAACUUAACGUACGAGCGCAUAUCAUAAAGGGAGAUAAUCGAGAGCGCCAAGGGAACAAAGAGAGAGUGCGUGAGAGAGCGCGAGAGAGAGAGAGAGCGGACAUUGUGAGCGGGCGCAGCUUGAUAAACAUUUUAGUUCGACUGUUCGUUCAGUUAAGUUUAAGACGAGCAACCGACAAGAACAUGAUCAACGAUCCGCGAGAUCGCUGGCUGCGUUGUCAACGAAAAUAAAAGCGAACAAUUAAAAAUUAUAAAAUAACUAAAUAGGCAGCCUUGUGCGGAUAUCAGAUGACACUCAAAGAUAAAAAUAAUUUUGCCAACAAUUGGAAUAUGUUUCGCUUGAUGCAUAAAUAGCAGUACUUAACGAAAUGUGUGUUUGUGUGGGUGCGAAAGAGAGAGGACUUGCAUAUAUUGGAAUAUGUUUCAUUAUGCAUAAAUAACAGCUGAUUACAUUUAACAAAAGUUGAGUGUUGAAAGAGUCGCUUAUCAAACACUAAAAAAAAACGAUAGCCGCAGUAAAAAAGGAAGAAAGAUAAGCAAACAAUUUUUGCCGAGCAAAAAACAUAAAAUCGAAAGAAAAAAUUGUGAUAAAAAUAAUAACAACAACAAGAACAGCAGUUAUGACAGAUUACGAGUUGUAUUUGGAAGCAGCGUGGCAAUGGCUGAGCUACUUGCCACAUGUGCUGAUCAUCUACGUGCUGCUCACACUGCUGCCCAAAUCCCUGAGGCGCAUCAAGCGAUUUGCGGAUGCCGACUUUGAGGCAAAUCGUUUGCGAUUUCAUCGUUGCUACGGACCCGAUCUCUGUUGCCACGCCCAUAAGGAGGAGCUGGAUAAGGAGGCGCCUCUCAAGCAGAAGCAACGCAAACCCGUCACAAGAGUUUACCCCAAGCGACAACAGCCAGAGGCAAAUUCAGCUCCGUGCCACAACUCCACAACACCAAUAAAAAUCAGCAGCAGCAGCAAUGUGACGAAAAUUGCGCGCAUGUUUGAGGCAGGGGGAAAUGCGGGUGGCAAGCGGCAAGUGAGUCGUGUGGCGCCUGAGCUACGCAUGUUUGGUGGCGCCUCCAACGACGGCUCCACUGAGUCAACGCCUUGUGCGUCGCGCAAGAGCAGCAUUGCCACACAGCUGACGGCGCAGUUGCAGCACAUUGAGCACGCCAUGCAACUGUGGCAAGAACUUGAAGAGGAGCAGCAGCAACAACAGCAGCAGCAAUCCAAGCUCAACGAUUGGAAACCUGUGCCGACCAUAAGGCAACCUUGCAACGGCGGCACAUCGGCCACGCCCUCGACAGCUUCGCCCCUCUGCAGCUCGCCGGAGCUCACCUCCCCCGUGCAGCUGCGGCAGCCACCCGCUUUGUGCCUCAAUUCGAGCAUCGAGGAUAUUUUCCAGGCCAUCGCACGUAGCGCCGAGGAGCCCGGGGAUAUCAACUGGCGCCAUUUGGCGCCUGUCACCUGCAUCGAUGAUAUACUCUCGGAGCGGAGAUUCUCGCGUCCCUUGUCCGCCUAUUCCAUCACGGAUUUGCUCAAGGAGGAGCAGGAGACGCUCUGCCUGAAUGAGACGAAAUUGCAACUGCCACUUGCUACAAGUUGAGAGUGGAUAUUCCUUAGUCAGCUAAUCAGUUGUUCAGUUGGUCAGUUAGUCAGUUUGACAUAUUUCUCAGCCUAGCUUUCAACUUGCCACCGUUUUGCAGAGUGACUCAAGUUGCCACAAGUUGUAAAUACUUGCUUGCAACAUGCCACGCCCCUACUUAUAUCUGAUCUGCACCCCUUCUGAUUCUGCCUAUCAUCUGUCACUUGCGUUUUGUUUGUUUAAUUGACUUGAAAACUUAAACAAAUUGAAAUAGCGCCUAAAAGUGUUGCCAGCUUUAUUUAAACUAUUUUUUUGUGUCUACAAAAAAUAUAAACACAUAUUUAAAGGCCAGGAUGCCUUGCUUCGAACCUAGUCCCUCAUUUCUCAACCGAAUGUAAAAUGAUGUUUUUUAUUUUUGUACUUAUACUUUAAAUAGCCGGAAGGCAAAUGAUUUAAAAUAAUAACAAACAUUAUUAAAAACCAA
Drosophila grimshawi is the source of this 2909-nucleotide messenger RNA. RefSeq lists its product as uncharacterized. NCBI's taxonomy places the organism in Eukaryota, Metazoa, Arthropoda, Insecta, Diptera, Drosophilidae. The coding region runs from base 1475 to 2446 and encodes 323 amino acids. The record is from RefSeq and is a predicted model, not a curated record. The transcript has 2 exons.